Molecule: messenger RNA, 4232 nt
Organism: Ooceraea biroi (clonal raider ant)
Lineage: Eukaryota; Metazoa; Arthropoda; Insecta; Hymenoptera; Formicidae
Product: twisted gastrulation protein homolog 1
Biological process (GO): regulation of BMP signaling pathway
Source: RefSeq, a predicted model, not a curated record
AUUCAGUCCAAUAAGAGCCGCUCUUCGAUUCGUCACACCCGCCGACGAAUCUCUCUCUAUUCCGUCUGUUUUCCUCUAUCUCUCUCUUCUAUUAUCUCUGUUUCUCUCUUUCUCUUUCACUUUGUCUCCCUCACCCCAUCCCGCGGCGGAUCGCCGGCAAUUUUCGAAAACGCGACGCCGAUAGAUCUGCGGGCGAGCGAUAGAUCGUGAUCCGCGCGACGCAGUGCGUCGCGAUGCGUCGCAACGAGCGGUAACAUCGUUAACGAGCGGCGCGUGCAUCCGAGCGGACGGUGCGUGACACGCGCGGCGGUGUGGACGCACGCGGAAUUCGCGGCGCAUCCUCCACGCCGGAUGGGAGACCCCGAGCGCGCCGCCGCCGAGCAGGAAGAGGAUCCUCGCGGAAGACGGACGCUCGUCGCUCCGCGAGUUUGUUUUGACGACACGGGUCACCGUGUGCGCCGCCACGUAUUCCUCCCGCGAGAGGCGAGAACCGCGGUGCGUCGUAAACACGCCGUGUGAUCGCAGUGCGAGCGCGAGCGCGUUUCAUCGAACGUGCGAUCGACGAUCCGUUUCCGUUUCGCGGAGCCGCGAAAGAGAUCGCGAGGACCGAAUCCCGAGAUUGAGUUUCAUCGAUCUCGCGAGUGCAUCGUACGCCCUCCUCCCUCCCCAACCCUCUCCCUCUCGUCUCCCCGAUCGCGUUGAGCGAUUUAAAUACUCGUGGAUCUCCCGGCAAGAGAGAGUUCGAGUUCGAGUUCGAGAGAGCUGCCGUGUGCGAGCUGCCGUGUGUGGACAGCUCCGUGGACGUCUCGCCGAAACCGCGAGGGAAGGCCCUUCCUAGAGGAUGGAAGGCAGGAUUUCGCCUCUUGCCGAGGAAACAUGUCCCGCGGCGAUCGUCGCAACGCGCGAACCGGUUGCGCGCUCUUAAAAUAGUUUCUCACGCGCGUAGGUAACUGGCGCGCACACCGCCGUCCCGCCGCUGGAACACGACGCCGCUGGAGUAGUGCCAGGAUGACAGGCUUGCUGCACACGCUGGUCGUCGCGACCGUCGUCGGGAUUCUGUUGCUGACGACCGCGACGAAACACUCGGAAGCAUGCAACGAAGCAAUCUGUGCCAGCGUCGUAAGCAAGUGUAUGCUCACGCAGAGCUGCAAAUGCGACCUGGUCACUUGUGCCUGCUGCAAGGAAUGUUUCUCGUGCCUGAGUUACUUGUACGACGAAUGCUGUUCUUGCGUAGAUCUAUGUCCGAAGCCGAAUGUCACUGACAACCCGUUGAGCAAGAAAUCUCAUGUCGAGGACUUUUCUGAGCCGGUACCGGCGUUGUUCCAAGCGCUCACAGCUGAAGUGGACACGCAAGGGAGAUGGCUCACCUUCUCAUUUCCGGUAGAUUUCGAUGUUUCAUUAUUCGGAAACACGAAGAAAGAAGUCAAAUACCAUACCAUGCAAACUAUGGGUCAAGAAUCACAUCCAUUGAAGCCGAAUGUGAUGACAGUGAAUUGUACCGUGGCGUUCAUGUCGGAGUGCAACUCUUGGAACAAAUGCCGUGCAUCUUGCCAGAGUAUGGGUGCUACGAGUUACAGGUGGUUUCACGACGGUUGCUGCGAAUGCAUUGGCGACACGUGCAUAAACUAUGGAAUCAACGAAUCCAGAUGCACACGUUGUCCUCUGGACAAGGAGGAUGACAUGAAGGAUUACGACGACUACGGCCAAGACGAGGAUGACUUGAGCGAGGAUGAAAUGGCACCACAAUACUAUACCUAUAAGACACAUUAAAAUUUCCUGGUAAACUGGUACAAUUGAAACUUCACACGAGCCCAAAUCAGACCAGUUCAGAAGUUUGCUCUCCAGGUUCAUCGAAUUACUUUUCAAAGUGAUUUUAAAUAAUUGAAUGAACAAUUCGAAAGCUCUAAUCUUCAGUAUCGAUUAUGAUGGCAAUAAUGAACUCAAUGACAAAACGCACAUACAUAUCUUAAUACAUCGAACACCGUUUUUGGAGAAGGAAUUUUUAAUCAAUGUAAUUAUUGCAAUGUAAUUUAAGUUAACGCAGCAAGGUUGGCUGAAAGUGUCAAUUAUCAACGAUGCAAAAAUGUAAUAAUAAUCUUCGCGUCAAUGAAUGACAAGUGCGACCAGGACAUGUUCUCCAAGUUCGAUCUGGUCUCUGUACAUGACUGCAAUGACGUAAUAUGUAAAUGUAAUCUUGUUUGUUUGUUUUUUUAUUACUCGAUUAGCUGUAAGGAUUAUGAUACAGUGUUGAAAAUCAUUAUUAUCACGUCCGUGCCAUAAGAAAAUUUGUACAUAUAUUGAACCCCUCUCAAAUCAAACAUCGUUUUACGCAUGUAAAAAUUUUCGAAAUUUCUUUGAAAGAAGCUCACAAUUUACAGUAGUAUUUGUAAAUCUCCGAAAGUUCUAUACAAUGAUGCUGGAAACGAUGCUUGCAAUAAGAACUUUAAAGAAGUUUAACAUGUUUUAUUGCAAUAAAGAAUAAAAGAAUAAUUAUAUAAAAUAUAUCAAUAUAUUAAAUAAAAGAUAUUUUACUCAGAAACAUCUUGAAGAUUAUUUAAUACAGGGAGAAUGUGAGCGUAAACAUGGACAUAUUAAUAUCUUAGGAAAUAUUUAUAAAGAAAAGAAGAAUGUUUAAAGUAAAAGUUGCAGAGUUAGACCGAUACUGAUUUUUAUUGUACAAUAUUUGAUCAUCCUUUGUGUAACAUGCAGACAUACUGAAUUCUAUUUACGUAACAUAUGCGGGGAUAUGCGGGACAAGAAUUUGUGAACGAUACCGUACAUCUGACAAUGUAUGCGUAGCUCGCGAUUAGGACGAUGUAAAGUGUUGGAAUAGAAUGUGAUAUGCUUCGGGAACGAUCGGGUAAUGAUAUUUAGCGAGGUGUGCGAGGACACUCCCCAAGUUUGCGCUAACCGUUAUUUCCGAUGAGACGGAAAUAACAAUUACAUGUACACGCACUUUGGUAUCGAUUAAAAUUCGAAGGGUCUCUCACAAAGGAACAGAAUGAAUCUGUCCGAUUGGAUCAUACGUACAUCUGUAUAUAUAUACGAACGUUGUUACGUGAUGUAUAGGAAGUCUAUUUUUAUUCAGAGAGUCCCAUUUCGUAAUAUUUAGUACAGAUUAAUAGACAGUGUUUAAAUGCGAUUUUUCGACCGGAGUUUUGAAUUCGUAUUGCGUUACGUUUUACGAUUUACAGCGAUAUAUAACACAAAAUGCUCAUCUGAUAAAUAACAUUACCAAAUGAGCAUUAUGUGUGCAUAAAUCUGUGUAUGCGUGUAUAACGUUCUUUAUAUUUUUUUAUGGUUAGUUGCACAAUCAAUAUGCACGUACUAACUCGCGCUGUAUGUAUUGUAUCGCGUUCACAGAUAUCAAACAUGUAUGCACAUCGUGAAUAAAAUUGGUCAAGUCUAAUUCACUAGGUGAAUUAACGAAUCAACAAGUUUCAUCGUGACGCCGAUGUACGUUCGGAUCAUUGGAUCACAAAAUAUUAUAUAUCCAUUCGAUAUAUCCACAGUCUUGAUUUCCUCAGCAAUUUCCUAUAGAAUGAAACAAUGUAAAUUCUUGAUGAAAAUUCCAUAUUAUCUUCUGUGUUUUUUCUUAGCUUGUGAUUCUUCAGAAAGAAUUAUUUUGUGGUCCAGUAAUCCAAAAAUUGAUUGUUUUUGGAUACACUCUAAAUAAACAGCAAGUGGCGGAUAUCUAAGUGGGUGGAUGUUCAUCUUGCACCUCGUUGCUUUCCGGCAACUUGAUGAAGGACAGAUCACCGCCGCUCCACAUCGAGUACAAUUGCGACCUCAUACACUCCUAAAAUUAUCGACGUUCAUGUAUGCAUGAGAGAAAGAAAAAGUGCAACAGAGAGAAAGCAAAUAAGAAAUUAGCAUUAUGAUAAGCGUUAUGUAAUGUAAAGGGACAGUGUAAAUAGAAUCGAAUAAAAGUAACUCGUACGCCAUCAUUUUUCGCGACUAUAUGUAUAUCUCAUAAAAAUAUAUCGUUUCGUCGCGUUACAUUAUAGUUACGUCUUUAUUUUAUAAUCUUAUUUUUAAGCCUUUUGUAUAUAUACAUAUAUACGCAGAAUUACUCUGUAUUGUGGGAUCGAUAGUCUAAAUUUGUAGUGCAAAAAUGUCGGUGUACGAACAUCCGUUUUAUUCAUUGUACAUUGGAUGAACGAAGGAGAAGAGAGAGGUAUCAGAUUAAUAAAAUUAAGUUCACUAACACCGUGCUCUUAACACUUAGGGAA